AUGGUGAAUAAGUUGAAGGAAAAUAUUUGCAAACCAUUCGAAAUCAAAUACACAAACAAUUCAUCAAUCAUUUUCUCUAAAGACAUUGAAGACUUCGAAAACUUGAAAAAGGCAUUAAGAGUGGGAAAAGUGCAAUUCCAUACUUAUUCAAGAAGGAAGGAUAGAGCUCAUGCAUUCGUUCUUCGUGGCUUAGCCGAAGGUCUACAAAUAAUAGAUAUAAAAGAGGAACUCAAGAAAACAUACAAAAUUCACAUCAAAGAUAUUUUCAGAAUGACCACGAAAGGUAGACCUCUCUACCUAGUAGUGACCGAUUCGAAAGUCACUUUGGACUUUCUAAACAAAAACGUAAAGGUGGUAGAACACACGAGAAUUCAAUGGGAACAUCGUAGGGAGACAAAACCGAUAAUACAAUGCCACAUUUGCCAGCAAUGGGGACAUGCGACUUCAAAUUGUGGUAAAACACCGAGAUGCCUGAAAUGUGCUGGACAACAUCUCACACCGGAAUGUCCCAAGGAGAGAAGUAAACCCGCGAGGUGCGCAAACUGCAGGGGUGGCUUGAGGAAAAAAGAAAUGUAUACACUAAACCGGACCCAAAAUAAACAAGAUUUUCCCAGCUUACCUAAAAAACAAAACUCCCAACCGAUUCCGCAAACCACUUCCCUUCAACCCACUUCCCAAAACAAAAUAACAAGUCAAACAGCAGAUACUGACGUGGACAAAUUUAAUGAAUUAAACAGUAUGUUCAAAGAGCUACACUCAUUGGUAAAAUUGGAUGAACUAACCAGAGCCGUCGCAGAUCUGCUACAAGAAAUGAGGAAGGCGACCAACAAAUUAGAAAAAUUCACAAUCUACAAUAACUUUGUUGCUGGUAUAGACAACUAUGACAUCUAUGCAGGACAUUACCCUAAUAAGCUCAAAAUCGCCAACAUCGUUCCCAUUAUCAAAGCUAAUAAACAACCAUACUAUGUGGAUAGUUACAGACCUAUAUCCUUGCUCAAUAAUAUUGCAAAGGUGAUAGAUAAAGUAAUUCACAAAAGAUUAUAA
This is a messenger RNA of Diorhabda sublineata, 1044 nucleotides long. RefSeq lists its product as uncharacterized. The transcript has 2 exons. The record is from RefSeq and is a predicted model, not a curated record. Bases 1 to 1044 code for a protein of 347 amino acids. NCBI's taxonomy places the organism in Eukaryota, Metazoa, Arthropoda, Insecta, Coleoptera, Chrysomelidae.